This is a messenger RNA of Anopheles funestus (African malaria mosquito), 1018 nucleotides long. Its product is annotated as antigen 5 like allergen Cul n 1-like. The transcript has 3 exons. The record is from RefSeq and is a predicted model, not a curated record. Bases 162 to 944 code for a protein of 260 amino acids. NCBI's taxonomy places the organism in Eukaryota, Metazoa, Arthropoda, Insecta, Diptera, Culicidae.
UCGGUUAGAAAAUUGAUCUUUGCCCGGGUUUUGCUAUAAAUUUACUUGCCAACGAAUUGCUUAAUAUCAGUGCCCGUGGAGGAGAGUAGUAAGCAAGCCGUCGAACCGUCAAUUCGUGUUCAGUAUUGUGAAACGAGAGUGUCGAGUUGAUAUUGCUCAAGAUGUCGAGUGGAAAAGGCAAGAUGGUGUUGCUCCUGGGAGUCCUAGUUGCAGCUGCUCUGAAGACGGCUAUCGCUCAGGACUAUUGUGAUCCGGAAUUGUGUGAUCCCGGAGAUGCUCAUAUUGGAUGUAACAAUCCGGGUGGCUUCACCAGCAAUUGUCCAGAAGGGGCUCAGGUAAUCGAAGUUACUGAAGAAUAUAAGAAGAUCAUGCUGGACGAACACAACAAGUAUCGCAGUACUGUUGCAACUGGCGGAGUAAAAUGGCUUCCGAAAGCUAAGCAGAUGACGACGAUGACAUGGGAUGAUGAGCUGGCAAAGAUGGCACAGUUGAAUGCCAAUCGCUGUGUGCAGAAGCACGAUGCCUGUCAUAACACUGCAAACCACCGAUACUCAGGACAGAACUUGAACCACAUCACUACCACGGCUCCAUCGAUCGACAACAUCCCGCAGGUGAUCAAGGACCUGAUCUCGUCCUGGUGGGAUGAGCGUCUCGAUGUGAACUCUCGUAUGGUCAACAGCAUGUACGAUCCGGGCAGACACAUUAUGAUCUUCCACUUUGCUGUAAUGGCUGCGGACAAAUCGAACAAGCUAGGCUGUGCUAUGUCACAAUGGUCCGAUAAUGGCAACCCCUACCUGUAUCUGGUUUGCAACUAUUCAUUUACCGAUUUCGUCGGUCUGCCGAUGUAUGCUGCAGGAGAUCCGUGUACUGGCUGCACGACCGGUUGCAAUUCUGCUUACGAAGGUCUCUGCAAUCCUGACGAGCCUGUUUCUGUGCCGUUCUAAAUACGAAUGGACGAUUUGAUUGACCCCUUCAUUAAUUCAUGCUUUGUAUCACAACAAACAGCAAAUAAUAAAAA